Messenger RNA from Limulus polyphemus (Atlantic horseshoe crab), 4293 nucleotides. RefSeq names its product importin-5-like. Gene Ontology annotation, molecular function: nuclear import signal receptor activity. Lineage: Eukaryota; Metazoa; Arthropoda; Merostomata; Xiphosura; Limulidae. Gene Ontology annotation, biological process: protein import into nucleus. The record is from RefSeq and is a predicted model, not a curated record. Bases 51 to 3341 code for a protein of 1096 amino acids. The transcript is spliced from 27 exons. Gene Ontology annotation, cellular component: cytoplasm; nucleus.
UACUGUAGACGGCAGUGUCAUUGUGCGCGCAGUGGCACAAGUGAGACAGAAUGGCGGAAGGACAAGGGGAUUUUGACUCUCUUCUUUCGAAUUUACUGAGCACAAAUAAUGACAUUCGAAGUAAAAGUGAGGAAACUUAUGAUAACAUCCCUGUAGAAAGAAGAAUUGUUUUCCUUUUGAAUUCUGUGUGUAACAAUGGAAAUUCAGAAGAGAAUCGCCAACUAGGAGCAGUUUUGCUGAGAAGAGUUAUAUCUGGUGAUUUUGAGAAUUUUUUUCCAAAGUUGAAUCUUGAGUCUCAAGCUCAAAUUAAAAAUCAACUACUUUUGACAGUUCAGCAAGACUUAUCACCUCAAUUAAGAAAAAAAGUUUGUGAAGCUGCAUCAGAAUUAGCAAAGAACUUAAUUGAUGAAGAUGGAAACAACCACUGGCCAGAAUUUCUUAAGUUUUUAUUUGACUGUGCAAGCUCCCAGAACUUGGUGUACAGAGAAGCAUCUUUACAAAUGUUUACGGCUGUACCUGGUAUUUUUGGAAACCAGCAGAACAGAUACCUUGAUGUAAUUCGACAGAUGCUCUUGCAGAGUCUUCAAGACCCAACAAAUUUGAAUGUUCGCUUAGCUGCUGUUAAAGCUACAACAGCUUUUUUAGUAGCUCACGAAAAAGAACACAACAUUCAGAAACACUUUAUAGAUUGUCUCCUACCUCUUUUACAGGUUUUACAGCAAAGUUUGGAGCAGAAAGAUGAUGAUGUUGUUUUACGAAGUUUUGUUGACCUAGCAGAAUCAUGUCCACGGUUCUUACGUAGUCAGCUAGAUUCACUUUUACAAACGUGUUUGAAGACUAUUUCAGAAGCUGGAAUGAAUGACUCAUGGCGCCAUCUGGCUUUAGAAAUUAUCGUAACUCUUUCUGAAACUGCUCCUGCAGUGAUGAGAAAAGUUGCAACUAAACACAUUGCACAGUUAGUUCCUUUGGUCUUCAAUAUGAUGAUUGAUUUAGAGGAAGAGGAGGAUUGGGCAUUUUCAGAGGAAAUAUUAGAUGAUGACAAUGACAGUAACCCAGUAGUUGGAGAGACAGGAUUGGAUAGGCUUGCUUGCGCUUUAGGAGGAAAAGUGAUGUUGCCAAUAGUUAUUAACAUUCUCCCAGCCAUGUUAAGUAGUGCUGAUUGGAAACACCGCCAUGCAGGACUAAUGGCAGUAUCAGCUAUUGGUGAGGGUUGCCAUAGGCAGAUGGAAGCAACUCUACCACAGUUAGUUGAUGGAAUUCUUCCUUACCUUCAAGAUCCUAAUCCUAGGGUUCAAUAUGCAGCUUGUAAUGCUUUAGGACAAAUGUCUACUGAUUUUGCACCAACAUUUGAAAAAAAAUUCCAUGAUAAAGUUCUACCUGGGCUAUUAAUGCUUCUUGAAAAUCCAGCUUAUCCUAGAGUUCAGGCCCAUGCUGGGGCCGCCUUAGUGAAUUUCUUUGAAGACUGUCCAAAGUCUGUUUUAACACCGUACCUUGAUAAAAUUAUCAAUAGUUUAGAGGCUGUAUUGAGUUCCAAAUUUAAAGAGCUUGUUGAGAAAGGUACAAAACUGGUUCUAGAACAAGUAGUAGUAACUUUAUCAGCAGUAGCAGACAGUGCUGAAGAAAAAUUUGUACAAUAUUAUGAUAGGUUUAUGCCGUGUCUGAAGUAUAUAAUUCAAAAUGCGAAUACUGAAGAACUACGACUAUUACGAGGGAAAACUAUAGAAUGUGUGAGCCUAAUAGGGCUAGCUGUUGGUCAAGAAAAAUUUGUGAAUGAUGCCAGUGAUGUCAUGAACAUGUUACUGAAGACGCAAACAGAUGGCAAUACAAUUAGCGAGGAUGAUCCUCAGUUAUCCUACAUGAUCUCGGCCUGGGCUAGGAUAUGUAAGAUUCUUGGGAAACAGUUUGAGCCUUAUCUUCCUUGUGUGAUGGGACCGGUAUUGAAAGCAGCAUCCAUGAAGCCAGAGAUUGCUCUUCUAGAUAGUGAAGACAUGAAAGUGGUUGAAGGAGAUGAUGACUGGCAAUUUGUUAAUCUUGGUGAACAGCAAAACUUUGGAAUCAGAACAGUUGGCCUCGAAGAGAAAGCAACAGCUUGUCAGAUGUUGGUGUGUUAUGCACGUGAGUUAAAGGAGGGAUUUGCUGCUUACACAGAAGAAGUUGUGAAACUGAUGGUGCCUUUACUUAGAUUUUACUUUCAUGAUGGUGUUCGCUCAGCAGCUGCUGAGUGCCUUCCUUACCUGUUAGAAUGUGCUCGCAUCCGUGGAGAAGAGUAUGUAGCAGAAAUGUGGCAGUACAUUUGUCCAGAACUAUUGAAAUCGGUGGAUAGUGAGCCAGAAAAGGAAGUUCUUUCUGAACAAAUGCAUGCUGUAGCCAAGUGUAUAGAGGUACUUGGCCGAGGAUGUUUAAGAGAAGAGCACAUGGCAGAACUUUUAAAGGUCCUUGACAAGAGCCUUAGGGAUCAUUUUGAAAGAGCUCGAGAAAGGCAGGAGAAAAGGAAAGAUGAGGACUAUGAUGAAUUGGUGGAAGAAGAACUAAUAGAUGAAGAUGAUGAAGAUGUCUAUAUCCUAAGUAAAGUGGCAGACAUUCUGCACUCCUUAUUCAGCACCCAUAAGCAAGAAUUCCUACCAUGUUUUGAUCAUUUAAUUCACCAUUUUGUUAGAUUACUGGGUCCUGAAAGACCAUGGACUGACCAUCAGUGGGGGAUCUGUGUAUUUGAUGAUGUCAUUGAAUAUGGGGGUUCCGCAUGUUCAAAGUAUCAACAGUAUUUCCUAAAGCCAAUGUUGGAUGCUUUAGUCAGUUCUAAUCCUGAGGUUCAACAGGCUUCUGCUUACGGGUUUGGUGUCAUGGGCCAGUUUGCUGGGGAAGGCUUUGCCAAAACUUGUGCAGAUGUUGUACCCCUUCUGGUCCAUAUGAUAAAUAUGCCUGAUUCACGAUCACCAGAAAACCUAACAGCUACAGAGAAUGCCAUUGCUGCCAUCACAAAGAUUUUAGCCUAUAACAGUAGCCAAAUCUCAGUUGAUGAAAUUCUGCCCCUCUGGCUUAAUUGGCUGCCUGUGUGGGAAGAUGAGGAUGAAGCUCCUCAUGUCUAUGGUUUUCUAUGCACACUUCUUGAACAGAACAAUCCAAUACUGUUAGGCAAGGAAAAUUGUAACUUGCCACAUAUAGUGGCUGUUAUGGCUGAAGCUUUUUCUCGAGAGGCAGUAGACCCACAAACAGAUGUUGGCAAGAAAAUGGUCCUAUUACUACAACAUCUCCAGAGCAAUGGAGAUGUAUACACAGAAUGUUUCAAACAGCUAACACAUAGCCAGCAGCAAGCCCUACACCACAUAUUAGCCCCACAGUGAUUACCUGAUGAAUGACUUUCUUUACAUUACAACACAGAUCCUAUCUAUGUUAAACAGAAUUGUACAUUUAAACCAAAUUUAGUAAUUAUUCUCUGUAUUUGGUUACUCUACUUCAACAAAUAAAUAUUUAAUGUUUUCUUGGUUUCUAGUGCAGAAGAUAAACUUUCUAAAAACUGCAUGAAGAUAUUUUUUUUUGUAUACUUUAUUUGAACUAGACAGAGAACAGACUUGUAGUAAAAUCAACAAAUUAUAAUUUCACUGUACCAGGAUAUGUGUAAUGAAAAGUUUUAAUAAUGUUAAUUUACCAGUUUUUUGUUGUUUUAUGCUAUGUAAUAGUUUUGCCACCAAUAUAUGAAGAAAGCAGUUACUACUGGAGCGGUACAGCUGCCUGUCAUAAGCUGAGCAUCACCUUAUGUGAUUAGCACUUUAUUAUCAUUGGGUGUUCAUUAAUCUAUCUGUGAUAUAAAUUAAAUAUAUUCAAGUAGAAGUAUUGUGUAAAUUAUGGUAAACAAAUAACAGAUGAAUUAAUAAAAUAUGAGAAAUGGUACAGUUGCUUGAAGUAGGCAUAAAAAGAUGAAUAGAUCAGAUUUUGAUAUUGAUAUAUAACAAUAAAUCUAUUAUUUCUUUAUAAAAUGAUUGUGGUAUUAAAAACUAAUGUAAGAUUUUGAGCUUUAUGUAAUUACAUAAUUGUUAAACUAAUUUAUUAGUGCAACUGGUGAUAUUAUCAUACUUAGAACAAGUUGAUAAGUGGCUUUAUAAUCAAUUUGUUACCUAUUAAGGAUAAAUAUGUAGGUACCAUCUGUAUAUUAUUAAUGUGCAAGCUGGGUAGGAAUAAGGCUCUUAAAGAGAACCUACCUCAAAGCCCUUUUGAGCUGUGUGUAUAUCAAUGGGUAUGUUUUGUAAACGGUUAAGUUUCUACCACACAGAAGAAUACAAGUUAUAUAGCUCCUUG